Colletotrichum phormii is the source of this 2865-nucleotide messenger RNA. RefSeq names its product actin interacting protein 3. Gene Ontology annotation, molecular function: cytoskeletal regulatory protein binding. Gene Ontology annotation, cellular component: cell tip; cytoplasm. Lineage: Eukaryota; Fungi; Ascomycota; Sordariomycetes; Glomerellales; Glomerellaceae. The transcript has 3 exons. The coding region runs from base 1 to 2865 and encodes 954 amino acids. The record is from RefSeq and is a predicted model, not a curated record. Gene Ontology annotation, biological process: establishment of cell polarity.
AUGCAGGCGCCGACCUCUUCCCAGCGCAUGCAACGGCGCUCCCCAGGUGCCGAACCUGGGCCGCCGCCGAAUGUGCCCGUCCGGUCAAUAUCACCGGGUACCGGUAUGCAGCCGAGAGCUUCCAACGCCUCAAACCGAUCCGCCCCGCCAAAUGGGAUGCGGAGAUCAAAUAAUUCUACCAGCAGUUCAGCCAUGCCUCUAUCACAAAUUGAGAAGAGCGUCACCCACCUGCUAGUCGCAACCAAACAACUACUGGAAACCCUUACACAAUGGUCGCGCGGCCAAGCUACUGACGGUCAGGUGUCCGAUGUGUAUGUCAGACUAGGAUACGAGUUCAACAUGGCAUGCCGAGCCUUCACUGCCAUCAACGUGGAUACCUCCGACCUGGGCAACGUUCCCGAACUGUUACGAAGCAUACUAGAGUCUACCUUGAGCCAAGAAGCGAGCACCGAAAGCUUGGAGAAAUACCUUCCACGGAUUCGAGACAUCAUCAUCAACCUGCUCCAUGGAUUGAAGCGCAAACAGCAAAAGCUGCGGCAAAAACAACCACGAGACAGGGAAAGCGGGGGCUCAGGAGGCGCGCCGGAGCGGACGACAAGCACGAGCACGAUUGGCAGUGGCAACACUGGGUUAACGAAUCUGUUGGAGGAGGGCAUUCAGAAUGGCUAUCGACCAGACGCUCAGAGGGAAUCCUCCCAAUCUGCCGGUGCCGCCCCAGCAAGCACCUCUCCAAGUCGUCGCCACCUGCCCCCGAGAGAUCAGUCGCGCGGCUCCGUCAACUCGGAGCAGUCUUCCAUGUCUAGCACGACAAUGCAAAACAUCCCCGUCAUGCCUCCGUACCCCGGAGAUGAGGCGACGAUGCCCUCUGCGCAAUCUGGAGAAGUCAACGUUGACUCUUUCCCGCCGCCACCGCCUCCUCCAAAGCAGCAAUCAAGCGCAUUCGCGGCUUUGCAGAAGGGCGGUGACCUGGAGAGAAGAGCUUCUCGGCGUUACUCGCAGUAUCAAAUAUCUAAGCACCUAGGCAGUGCCAUGAAUGGCCCACAACUAGAUACCUCUCCGGCACCGAGCCGAAUCAACAAUGAGGCCGCAGCGGAGCUGUCGGCAGGCAGGCCCGAAAGUCCAACGAUUCAAACGCCGGAGGACAAGUACCCAAAACCCAGCGCUACCCUGAGAGGCCCUCUCAGCGAUGAUCUUCCUAUUAUGUCACCUGACGACGAUGAUGGCAAGCCUGAACCACCACGCAAGGACGAACCGAAGGUUUCACCGGGGGUCAAGACCCCGGAGAAGAAGCGCGAUGCCAGCUUCCUUCACGAGCAGUCUCCGCCGCUCACCACGGAGCUGACGUUGUUCUUGCAAUACAAGUCCAAAGUCAAGAAGUUUGUGCUGCCUGAGGGGUACAGCGAGCUCUCGAUCGGACGCCUUCAGCUGGCCUUUAUCGAAAAGUUCUCUUGGAAUACGCACUCCAACGGUGCUGAUCUUCCAGAGAUUUAUAUACAAGACCCCGUAUCCGGGGUUAGGCACGAACUUGAAGACCUGUCAGACAUAAAGGACCGAACAGUGUUAGCUUUGAAUGUCGAGGCGCUCGAUGAAGUAAAACGCCACAUCGACGAGGGCAUCGGGCAACUGAAGAAGAUAGUACAGGAUGUGAAGCAGAACCAAGACGACCAGGGUCUGGCCCUUCAGCGAGUUUCGGAACGUCAGCAAGAGGCGGUUGCGGAGAUGGCCAGGCUUGCUGCCGCCCCUCCGGCUGUGUCUGCGCCUGCUGAUGGAUCCAAGUCAGUGAGCCUUGCUGGCGGCCGUAAGCUUGCCUCCGGACACAUCACCGAGAUCCAGACUCUGCGACGUGACCUCGCUGUCAUGCGCCAGGCCUACUCCAGCUUCCAGUCGGAGAUUCAAGGCUCCAUGUCAGCCAUCCGCAGCAAGGCAAGCAACGUCAAGGCGGCGGUGGUCAAGGCCUCGAUACCGACCAUUGAUGGCGAGACUGGCCAUGCCUACGUCACCAAGGGUCGCGAGCAGCUCAACACAGAUUCCGAUCGGCUCGUCACAAAGGUCGACGACUUGCAAGAUUUGGUCGAAGACCUCCGCAAGGAUGUGGUUCUCCGUGGUGUGCGGCCCCUGCCUAGGCAACUGGAGACUGUCGCGAUGGAUAUCACGAAGCUUUCCAAGGAGCUCAAGAAGGUGGAGGAUUACAUGAAGGAAGAGAAGCCCAUCUGGACCAAGAUCUGGGAGAAGGAGCUUGAGGACGUGUGCAAGGGCCGUGAUGAGCUGCGCCUUAUGGAGGAUCUCAUGAUUGAUCUGCAGGAUGACCUGGAGAAGGCGUCCGAGACCUUUGCGCUCGUCGAGCAGGCUACCAAGGAGCAGUUGAAGGACAACGGGACGGGCGCCAGCGCCGGCAGUGCGCGUAACUUUUCCAAGGGGCUGAACGGUAUCGGAAACAACCUCGACCCGAAUGCGGCCAAGGAUGGUGUUCUCGGCGAGGUGAGGGCUCUUCAGCCCAACCACGAGAACCGCCUUGAGGCCAUCGAGCGCGCGGAGAAACUGAGACAGAAGGAGCUUGAGGGCCGGAAGGGUAACGAGCUGCAGAGGGAGCUGUCCAACUUUGUCGAGGAGGGCAAGUUGAAGAAGUCUGGCGGCUUCGAGGAGGUGGAAAGGGCGCGCACGGCCAAGGAUGAUAUGAUUCGAAGGCAGGUCUGGGAGAGGCAAAAUGGUAUCGUUGCGGAGGAGGGCGAGGAGGAGGAAGAGGAGGUUGAAUACGAAGAAGUGGAAGAAGAGGAAGAAGAAGAGGAAGAGGAAGGAGAGGUGGCGGCGGAAGCGGCGGCGGCGGCGGGCGAGCCGGAGAAAGCCGCUGCUGCGCCGGCUCCAUGA